This is a messenger RNA of Neodiprion virginianus, 9008 nucleotides long. It is a transcript of the gene Btk29A, whose product is annotated as tyrosine-protein kinase Btk29A. Bases 1183 to 2727 code for a protein of 514 amino acids. Gene Ontology annotation, molecular function: ATP binding; protein binding; non-membrane spanning protein tyrosine kinase activity. Gene Ontology annotation, biological process: peptidyl-tyrosine autophosphorylation; intracellular signal transduction. Lineage: Eukaryota; Metazoa; Arthropoda; Insecta; Hymenoptera; Diprionidae. The transcript has 12 exons. The record is from RefSeq and is a predicted model, not a curated record.
CUUCAGUCGGUGUAUCACCGCGAGACUCGCGAGACCUGUGAAGAACAAACGAAAUGGCAACGCUCCAAUGACCCGAAGCUGCGUCGUCGAUCGACGAUCACGCGAUCUAACCCUGAAAUCGUGGAUCACCUCGCAGAAGCGACGUAACGUUGUGUGGCCCGUGUUAAAUUUGCGCGGUACGAGUGAAGGUGCUUAAUUUUUCUGACGCGCUGGCUUUUACGUGCUGGUCAAGUUCACACGCGACCCUUCGGAAGUCGCUUCUUCGUUCCACCGAUCACAGCCUAAGGUCGGUGCUGGUAUCGAACUCGCGGUGGUCGUCGUUGCUGGCGCCGAAGGUCCGUCUCAAAGAGAAAACGUCGUCGUGUCCUCGAUACGUACCGCACUAGUGGUUUAGUCGUGCAGACGUACCGAAGGCGGUUGAGGCCGAGUAAAAUUUCCUCGCCUACCUACUCGGUGUGUUAGUGAGUGAGUAAAUUACACUACGGUGGUUCGGAGACCCGAACGUCUGUAUCGGCCUGUCAGCGUUUCUCUGUGCAUCGAAUGACGGAAACCAGUUUUUCCUCACCGAGACGAUGACGCGAAGAUACUUGUUGUUUACCGCCGAAAGCUUUAGGCCUGCAUCUUGCGGCUCUUGGGAUGUUUUUUUUUCUAAAACCACUGUCUACCGGCUGACAAUCCGUUUUCAUUGUUAAUAACGUCGCGACUUUGAAACGGGAGUUUUCUCUUUUUUUUUUUAUUUUUUUUUUCUUAACCACGUAGAUCAGUCGUAGAUCCUCUCGUCGCAGGAUGGAAGCAUAUCGCGUCUGGUCUGAAGACCUUAGAGUCAGAAUAAAGAAACUAUUAACGACGAUUAGAGCCGGUCGUUUAAUCUCAAAGGCAAACGCGUCUUGCUUGAAAAUCACCUUUGGACACACUUUGCAUUCCCAUUGAGUCCAACCUUCGGGUGUUGAAAAUUGACGAGCAGCGAAUUGUUGUCGCAUCUUUCGUCCGCGACAUUCGAAAUGAACAUCGACUGCACCAGCGCUAUUGUAACCGCAGUUUGGAACGUCGUCAAUGUCAGCAGUUCGGAUCAGCUCUAAACUCUAAAGUGAAUCGCAACUCGCCUUCGGCAACCUCGAGUUAGCACCUAUUUCGGAUUACCGUUUGUACCUACCCGUGAAGUUUUCCCACAAACUCGUGCGGAUGAGCUCUCUGCUUGCCUCCUCGUUGAAGGGGGCUCUUCGUGGUGGACGCGAUCGACGCUCAGACGAACGCGAAAUGAAGCUGUUCGGAUGUCGAUGGUCCUUCUGGAACUUCGCUGCUAGUCUUACAGGGACCACAUCGACGCCAAUAAUGCCGAAUGGUGCACCAGGGACGCCAUCGUCGAAAGCGAAGGAGAAACUCAUGAUGCGGACGAAGGUUGUAGUCGCGUUGUACCCUUUCCGAGCCAUCGAGGGAGGCGACCUGUCCCUCGAGAAGGGGGCGGAAUACGAAGUGUUGGAUGAUUCUCAGGAGCACUGGUGGAAAGUCAAAGACGAGCAUGGAUCAGUCGGCUACAUACCCAGCAACUACGUGAAGGAAAAAGAACUUCUGGGUCUUCAAAAAUACGAGUGGUACGUGGGCGACAUGUCUCGUCAACGCGCCGAAUCUUUGCUAAAACAAGAAGACAAGGAAGGGUGUUUCGUUGUGCGCAAUUCCUCUACGAGGGGUCUAUACACGUUAUCUUUAUACACAAAAGUCGGGCACGCCCACGUCAAGCAUUAUCACAUCAAGCAGAAUCCACGAGGAGACUUUUACCUCUCCGAGAAACAUUGCUGCAACUCAAUUCCCGACCUUGUCAAUUACCACAGACAUAAUAGCGGCGGACUCGCCAGUAGACUGAAAACAAGUCCCUGUGAUCGUCCCGUUCCACCUACAGCUGGUCUCAGCCACGACAAAUGGGAAAUAGAUCACACGGAACUGCAUUUAUUCGAUGAAUUGGGCCAGGGACAAUUCGGCGUUGUCAGAAGAGGUAAAUGGCGCGGUUCCAUCGACGUGGCUGUAAAAAUGAUGAAGGAGGGUACCAUGUCCGAGGACGAUUUUAUAGAGGAAGCUAAAGUCAUGACUAAACUGCAACAUCAGAACUUGGUACAGUUAUACGGUGUCUGCAGUAAACAUCGACCGAUAUACAUAGUGACUGAAUACAUGCGGCAUGGAUCACUUCUCAACUACCUCCGCGGACAUGAAACAACCUUGGGUUCCAACGUUGGCUUGUUACUAGACAUGUGCAUACAGGUCUGCAAAGGGAUGGCAUAUCUAGAAAGGCAUAAUUACAUCCAUAGGGAUCUCGCCGCUCGUAAUUGUCUUGUGGGAUCUGAACAUGUUGUCAAAGUUGCUGACUUUGGCUUAGCUAGGUACGUGCUGGAUGAUCAAUACACCAGCAGCGGCGGUACAAAAUUCCCGAUAAAAUGGGCACCGCCUGAAGUUUUGAAUUAUACCCGCUUCAGCUCAAAGUCUGACGUAUGGGCGUACGGAGUAUUAAUGUGGGAAGUUUUUACUUGCGGCAAAAUGCCCUAUGGUCGUCUAAAGAAUACCGAAGUUGUUGAACGUGUUCAACGCGGGAUGGUCCUAGAAAAGCCCAAGGCCUGCUUCAAGGAAGUUUACGAUGUGAUGAGGAGCUGCUGGUCCCAAUGUCCGGAAACGCGACCUUCGUUCCGCGUCUUGAAGGAACAGCUGAUCAACGUAUCUCAGCGCUUGCUCAAUGAUUGACUCAACCUUUUGCGGUGUAUGCGCCUAUCCUCGCCAUCAAAACAGUCUAUCCUGACCCCUAAAUCUCCAUCGCUAGGUCGGUCCCCAUCCAUAUUGCCUUCGUCAAACACUUCAUACAAUUCCGCAACGCUGCCCGCCUCACACAAGAUACGGGGACCAGCAUCGUUACCUUCUUCAGCUGGUUCCGUAGUUCCUCUAUCAUCGUCAUCCCCUAAACUUAAAAGAGGUGGCUCGUCAUCACCAAGCACACCUGGUCACCUGGCUAGUCAGCCAUCAUCUAGCUCAUCCGACGUAUGCGACAUAUGCAGCUCCUACGGUCAUCCGUGGAUCGAAAUAUGCAAAGCUAUACGUGCCACUAAGGGUAAAUGAGUAAUACUAUUGUCUUAACCUAUUAUCCUAAUGCAUACUCUCUGGGAAAGAAUUAUAACGUUAAAUUUAAGGUGGAGAGAAAUAUUCAAAAAAAUAUUUCUGGCCAAGAAAAAUUUGAAAUUUUACAAUGGUCAAUAAUUUAUUGUUUUUGGAGUUUUUUUUUUUUUUGCUUUGUUUUCCCUAAAGAAUCUCCUAUUCCACCCUAUUCCAAAGUCGUCCCAUAAAGUGUCUGUACAGGUAACUAACCUAUGAGGACGAACACCGCUGAAUCUUAACAACUUAAUCUUCUUUUAAUUCUCGAAAUAAUAUAUGAAUUAAGAUCGAACAAAUGGAAUUGGUUAUUUUCAAUUCUCAAACAUUCGAGUUUAUUCAAAUAUGCUCGUGGUAUUGAAACAUGCAGUUUUUAUAUAAAAAUAUUAAUUCUAACUACAAAAAUUAGAUUGCAGACUCGACGUUCAUAGACGAGUAGCUUUUUACCGAAGUAAUGUAAGCAUAUACGCCAGUUUGUGGAAACGGGAUAAAUGACUGAUACUUGACCCCGAGAGUAGCAGCUUGAUAAUAAUAACCUAAUAAUUAUUACUGUUCCUCGUGAUACGAUGGAGUACAUAUAUGAUUAUUAAUAAUAAUAACAAUAAUAACAACAACAACAACAACAACAACAAUAAUAAUAGUGAUGAUGAUGAUGAUGAUGAUGAUGAUGAUGAUGAUGAUGAUGAUAUGCAUUAGUAAUACCUUUUUGGAUAAAAUGUGCAAUAAUAGGUUAAACAAUAAGUUUAGAUAUUGGCCUUACUAAGCAACAGCUCCAGGUGCACGACCUAAACAUAAAUCUAGCCUGUAAGCAUCCACAUGAAACGUUGCACACGUACACAUAUACAUAAUACCAUACCAAACAUUAACAUACAUGCCUAUAUAUACAUUAUACAUGGAUAUAAUAAUAAUAAUUUGAAAAAAUUCAAUGAGUUCAUAACAUGGGCCCUGUGAAGACAAUAUACGCAAGUCCUUACAGCAUCAGCUAGUCGUUACUAAUAAUAGGAGCAAACAAUGUAACGCUCUGUCUGCUCCAUCGUUCCCCUUGCAUAUCUCUCGCGAAUCGUGAGUCAGAAUUUGCUCGUAUAUGUAAUUGUGUGUGAAUCAUAAUUCCUAAUUAUUGUUGUCAAGUUAUGUGUAUGAAUAAUAAAUAAUAAUCCGUUUAUAGGUAUGAAACCAUGCAGUAACUGCGUAACUGUAUGAUCUGAAGCGUACAUUUCUAACAACAAUAGGUGAAAGAAAAAAAAACUUAGCUUGUCGAAAAGUUGAGGGAAUAGUUAUUUUGCAUAUAAAACCUGUGAAUGAAACUCUUAGUCAAUUUCGUUCAACCAAAUGGGGGUUGUCUUUUGCCUGAAAGUUAAUCUCAUAUGUAACGAUAUGCUUUUAUUAUUAUACUUGAAAACUAAAAAUCUGUCCUUGCUGCCUACUUAUGUAAUUGGAAUGAUUUUUCAUCCUUUUUAAGUUCUCACUGGUCACUCUCCUCUUGUUUUAGAAAUGAUCGAAUUUUGAUUUAACGUAAACCAUGCUCUGUACUGUGUCUUCGCGAUAGUAAAAUCUCUGGCCAAGUAACGGGCUCAACCGCUUCAAUGUCCACUUAUGAUGCGUUGAAUGCAAAUCCACAAAGAUCCUGUUUUUACGCAACAUUCGAGUUGAUGAGCUCUUCUUUUGAGAUCAGUUGAUAUUUAAUUAGAUAUUUAAUUUUAACAUCUGAUAUUUUUACAAAACUCGAGAAAAAAACUGUUUUUAUGCGGUUUGUUUUAUUGAGAAAUGAAAUAUUGAAAGCACUAUGAAAAAUGCAGGUCUGCUAUUGGUUAGAUGAAAUUGUAGUGGUUUGUACGUGUAACUGCACUGAUAAGUUCGUGGACUGGAUACAAAUCUCGGUUAAAUGAAAAUUCAUUCGUGUGUUACCAUGAUAACAUGUAAAAAAGUUGGGAACAAUCGUCCUAUGUAAGUUAUUCGGUGUAUUAAGACCAACAUUAUUGAAAGAUGAAUAUUGAAAAAAAAAAAACAGUUGAUAACUAGCUCGAUCUGUCGGUACAGAACAUUAUGAAAAAUAUAUUUGGUGCCAAUGUAAAAUAAAUUCUGUUAUUGUUGAUUAUUCAGAAAAAUGAUUAAAUUAGAGUUAAACUUUAGUGUCGAUAGUAGUAAUUCGCACCACAUAUAUUUUGAAAGAAAUUUAAGAAAUAAAUAAAAUAAUGUUAGCAAAUUUGUAAAGGUAUAUUUCUCAUAAAAUACCGUCUACUUCGUCAGCUAUAGAAUUACAUAAAUGAUGUACGACCUUUUAGUAUACAUGAUGAUGUCUGUACAUGCUAUUUAUACAAUUGAUAUCUUUGUUAUAUUGUUGGAGAUCAUCUGACAGCGUACAAUGUAACAAAAUAGAAGUGUGCCAAGUUUCGGCAGUAUUCUAAUGGCUGUUACAUACUGUACCAUUAUCCAUUCAUUUACAUUACGAUCAUAAUUGUUAUUAUUAUUAUCAUUAUUAUUAGUAUUGUAAACUCAUAUUAUUGAGAGUUGUAGAGUUUUGGAAGUAGCGUACAUGCGGUAAAGAUUCUGAAUGAAUAUUGCGAAUCCAGAAUAGGAAUGAAUCUAAUUAUUUGCCCUAUUUGUAUAGGAACGAUAAAAUUCUUAGAUUGAAGUAUUUUUAAGAGUAAAUAUAUGAAUCUGAAGUAGGCUGUAACAGAUUUAGAUGAUAAUCAAUGUUGGGAUUCAUACUCUGUAUUCCGAAGGUCCGAAAAAAAAAUUUCGUUCCCUGGGAACGUGAUAAAUAUAUAUAUUUUUUUUUUAGUAUCAAUGUUGUAUGCAUGUUAAAAUAUAUUUCUAUACAACAAGGAUUGAGUAAUUUUUAUCAUAAACAACUACGAACUGCCAUGUUCAUUUUAUGUGAUAAAGCGUAGAUAUAUAUAUCGUUUUACUUCUAAUCUUUAAUACUUGAUUUAAAUACAUAAUUGUUUGUGAUUAAACAUGAAAUUCAUUGUUGAAUUUUUAAUCAAAAAUACGGGGAAUAACAUUAACCUGCAUCUGGACUUUGUGGUUUUUAAAUUUCUGUCCCAAUUUCUGUCAAUAACUAGAUAAGGUAACAUUAAAAAAAAAAAACAUCUUUAAAAAAAGAAACGUGAAAUUCGACACAUUUUUAACACAAUGGUUCAAGUGCAUAUGACAUGAAGGGAUGAUAGAUCUGACGCAACAGAAUGUAGACUAUUCGGAACUAAUUUUUGCCUUCCACAGAAAAAAAAAAAUUCAAGCUUGGAUCAAUGAAAAUAAUCGAACUGCUGCAAUAUUGGUAUUCAACUGAUCGAUGAAAAUUUAGGCAAAUAGCGUGGAACAAAUUUAUUUUUCUAAAAUCUGCAUAAGCAAGGUCUGUGCUUCUUUAUUGAAUAAUCAAUGUGAAAAAGAUAAAUUAUCUAUGAUCUAUAAUCCCUUUGAAAAAUAAUUAAAUUAAAUAUUCAUAACUUCAAAUGAAAUAUUGCACUUACACCGUAUUAUUAGCUCCCUUGUUGGUGAAGAUACUCAGCCCUCGUAAGUGUGUAUCAAUGUAUUAUAGGAAACGCAGUAAUUUUAUAUAACUUUCAAGUAUGCCGAAUAUUAUGCAAUUAUUAGCAGUACUAAACAUUUAUACAAAACAAUGAACACACACACAUUGAAUGUAUAGGUAUGAUUACUUUAAUAUAAUGAGCAUUAUUGUACUGCAUCCGUUUUGUAUGAAUUCAUUGGUAUAUAUGUAUAUGUAUAUAUAAAUAUAUAAUAUUUACAAUAAUACACACGCAUAUAUAUUUACAUAACAUAUACAUCUAUGAAAUUUAUAUAGUGAAUGUUUAUUGUAUGUACAAGUUAUGCUCAAAGUCAGAAGUAUGGAACGAGUGAAAUCGAACACCAUGUCAUAGCGCAUUUAAAAUAAAACUGUCAUACUUCUUAUAUUCUCAAUACAAAUUAUAUGAAAUUGUGAAAACAUUGUAAUAGGCUGCUUGUAUGUAAUAAACUAAUUGAUAGUACUAGCAUAAUUUUCAUUCUUGUAAAUAUCUAUACACGGUUCAAAAAGAAAAAUGUAAUGCCAAUAUUCAUCAAUGUAAUCAUAACACAGGUUUUAGCAAUAUUAUAUGUACAGCAGAUUUACCAUCCAAAUGCAGCAUAUACUUCAUAUACUAUAUCGUUGUGUAAGUUAUACAUUAUCCAUACUUUGUUGAAUCUGCAGAAGUUGCAGCAUAUAUUUCUUUUGCAGCAUAUGUGUAUUGCAAUUGCAGUAUACUAACAAUGAGUAAAGAAUAAAAAGUAUGAAUCAUUGUAACUGAAUAUAAAUUAGUAAACUUGCUGUGUCGAAAAUUUACAAUACUAAAAAAAAUUCUAAAUGCGUUCAAGGAUAAAAGAUAUGGCACUGCAGAAUGAUUUAUUGAAAAAUACAUUAUUCAUUGGUCACAUGUAUGUUCAUAUUUAGCGAGGUAUGAUCGUGAGCUAGCAUACGUAAUUUCAUUGGAGGCAAUGGGUGAAGAAUCGGUCUGACAUGAACAGUUCAUUCCAAAGGUUUAUGUUUUGAUUAUGUCAUUUUUUAAUUAACACCAAUCCGCUGGAGUGUACAUUUGAAUAAUAAUUAGUACAGGACAAUAGAAAUAAUAGUUUUGAACAUCGUUAUUUAUCGCUACUUAACGAGAACGGAAAAUCUAACGGUUAACCAUUAGAUUUUAGUUUUACACGUUAGUGAUAAGGUUGAUAUUUCUGUUGUGAAAUAUUAAACAGUAUAUUUUAUUGUCCCUGCAUGUUUUCAUUUGCGCUAAUCUAAAUUAUAUGUAUCACACGGUAUGCAUUACUUUCUGUGUUUUGAUUGACUGAUUCAAAGCAAGAUUGUACAGAAUACAAUACGACGUGUUUACACAGAAGACUGCAAUACAGUAUUGUGCAGUUCGCAUUGAUUGCUAUGCAUUACCGUAUCAACUCAUCAUACCAAUUAAUCACAAUGAUUAACUCAUUUCUUGAAUUAAAAAUUGUCACAAACUAUGCUUUCCACCAGCCAAUAACAUAUACCAUUCAAGUAAACUAUAGCAAUAAUUUAAAACAAAUAAAAUUCCAAAAAAUGUAACAGCAUUGUAUAUAUUUCACUUACGACUACCUCAUAAUGUCAUUUAAAUAGGGUAUUAGAAGAAACUGAUACUUGAACAGUAUGAUGGGUAGUAGUUAUGAUUCAUAAUUUCUUUUCUGACUAAGCCUUACAAUCAUAAGAAUGUUGAUCCGUGCAUCAUAGUAAUGCAAAUGAAAUAUACUUAUAAUUAUUUGACGAGGUUUAAUACGCAACCACUGGGUGGACUUAUCAGUUUUUUAACGCUAUGUGUUGACUCUUUCCUGGAUUAGAAUGGUAUGGCAUCAUUCUAGUCAUAGAACAAAACUUGUUUAUCAAGGAUAAAUCUAUGAGAUAUUAUUACAAAAAAAUUAAGUCUUAAACCUACGGGUUCGUAAAAUAUAGUAAAAAUAAGAGAAAAAAUAAAUUAAAAAAAAAUUUCCUCAGGAAACGGAUUCCGGACUUUCGAUAUAUUAAAAAAUACUACUAGAAACUCCGUUAUUUAUAUGAUAUACUUUAAAGUGAGAAAGCUUUUAUCUCAGGUACCGAUAGACGUUAGUUAUGUUCUCAUGUAAUCGGUUUCCACUCAUUUUUGAAAUCACGUUGAAAUUCUCAACAAUGAUAAUCACGUUUGAACACUAUGUUACAUUUGGAAUACAUACUCUUGAACCAUCCAGACAAGCUGCUCUAUCUUGACGAAUUUAUUCAGCAGAUAAGUUGUUCUUUUCAAUUGUCUGGUAUAUUUUUAUUUUUGAUCAUAAUUAAGUUGCGCCUAUAUAUUACAUGUCGGUUGGUAAAAUGUCAGGGAUCAAAUACGAGCACAGCUCUAUGUCCGUAUUGA